This is a messenger RNA of Closterium sp. NIES-65, 3519 nucleotides long. The record is from the annotation of a GenBank genome assembly. Lineage: Eukaryota; Viridiplantae; Streptophyta; Zygnematophyceae; Desmidiales; Closteriaceae.
AUGGCCUCCCGUCUUCUUGUGUCUGGUCUCCCCCGGUCCCUCCCUCCCCUUCCUCAGGGCCCUGGCCCUGCCUGUGUCCCCUGUGUCGAGGGGCGCCAGCGGGCUGCCCCUCACUCCUCCCAGUUUCCUCCGACAGAGGCCCCGUUGCAGACGCUUCACAUGGACGUGUGGGGCCCGGCCCGCGUCCGUGGACAGGGUCACGAGCGCUACUUCCUGCUGGUGGUUGACGACUACUCGCGUUACACCACGGUCUUCCCCUUGCGCAGCAAGGGUGAUGUCACUGAGGUGUUGAUCGACUGGAUCCGCGCGGCUCGUCUCCAGCUCAGGCGGAGCUUUGGCUCGGACUUCCCUGUUUUGCGUCUGCACUCGGACAGAGGCGGAGAGUUUUCCUCUGGCCUACUGCGAGCCUACUGUCGCGCACGAGGCAUCCGUCAGACCUUCACGCUUCCGGACUCACCGCAGCAAAAUGGGAUUGCUGAGCGCCGCAUUGGCAUGGUCAUGGACGUCGCUCGUACGUCUAUGAUGCAUGCGGCUGCCCCCCAUUUUCUGUGGCCGUUUGCGGUCAGGUACGCGGCGCAUCAGAUCAACCUCCACCCGAGGGUCUCCAGGCCGGAGACCUCCCCAGCCUUACUGUGGACGGGGAAGGUUGGCGAUGCGUCGGCGUUCCGGGUCUGGGGAUCUCGGGCGUUUGUCCGCGACUUGUCUGCAGACAAGCUGUCCCCUCGUGCUGCUCCUUGCGUCUUCCUGGGGUUCCCCCCUGACGCGCCUGGGUGGCAAUUCUACCACCCCACCUCUCGACGUGUUUUGUCCUCCCAGGACGUCACGUUUGACGAGUCAGUCCCCUACUACCGCCUCUUCCCCUACCGCACUCCGUCCCUCCCCCCACCCCCGCUCUUCCUUGUACCAGGUCCCCCCCAGGUAGACUCCCUCCCCCCUCAGGGUCCUGCCCCUUCAGGUGUGUCCCAGGUAGACGCAGUCGAGCCUGUCGAGGUCACUGGUGACUCUGGUGCUGCUGGGGGUGCUGAGCCUGGGGGUGCUGGACCUGGGGGUGCGGAGUCUGGGGGUGCUGAGCCUGGGGGUACUGCGUCUGGGGGUGCUGAGCCUAGGGGUACUGAGCCUGGGGCUGCUGAGCCUGGGGGUGCUAAGCUUGGGGGUGCUACGCCUGGGGGUGCUGAGCCUGGGGGUGCUGAGCUUCGGGGUGCUACGCCUGAGGGUGCUGAGCCUGGAGGUGCUACGCUUGGGGGUGCUGAGCGUGGAGGUGCUACGCCUGGGGGUGCUAGGAGUGGAGGUGCUCUGCCUGGAGAUUCUUCGGGUGCUUCUUCUCGCCGGGAGCCACUCUCUCCACAGGAGCUGCGCGAGUGGUUUGCCCAGCGAUGGCGCCGUACUGCUGGUGCUGGAGGUUCUUCGGCUGCUGAGGGUGCUGCGGUCGCGGGUCCCGGAGGUGCUCGUGCUGGGAGUACUGGAGCUGCUGGGCCUACGGGUUCGACUGGAGCUGAUGCUGCUGAGGGUGUUGGCGCUGAGACUACCGCUGGCGGUCCUACUGGGGGUGCUCCUGGUGCUGCUGGAGGUGCUGCUGGAGCGGGUGCUCCUGCUGAGGGUACUGGUGCUGUCCCUGCUGCUUCUGGCGUCGUCACGCGGCCUCGACCGUACUUUGUUCCACUCCUGCAGCAGCCUGCCUCCCCUCUGCCUGCUCCUUCUCCCUAUGCUGGUCCUACUGGAGGUCUUACUGAGCGUCGUGAGCCUGCGUCUCGUCCUACGUCGCCUGUUAGAGCUGCUCGCGCUAGUGGUCGCAGUUCGCGCCACCGUCCUCCUCCUGUCCCUGGCACGCACCGGAUGUCUCUGCGUCCGUCUACUGCUCCUCUGCGUGCCCCUUUGCCUUCCCCUCCUGAGUCCUCUUUUCCUGCACUUGCCGACCCUGAGUCGGACUCUCUUCGUGCUGCCAGUCCUACUGUCACGCGUCUCCUUCCUACUGUUGUCACUGACCCUUCUUUCGAGUCUACUGCUGCGUCUGCUCUCGUUACUGAGCUCGUCGACUUUGCUGCUCGCUGUCGCUUAGACUACGCUGCUAGUUUUGUCGCUGAGUCUGAGUCUGACUGUCCUCCGUCCGUCGGGGGUGAGUGUGCCCUUGGUACGGACGUCCUUGAGGACAGGCAGGAGGAGUUCCAGUGUCUGGCAACUGCUUCACCUCAUCUCGUGUCCGUACGGCUUACCCCUGAGGGAGACCCGGAUGCACUUGACAUCCCGACUCCGCGCUCUUACGCGGAGGCAAUAGAGGGUCCCUACUCCUCUCAGUGGCAGGCAGCUAUGGAUGCAGAGAUGGCUUCCUGGAAGUCCACAGGCACCUACGUUGACGCUGUCCCCCCUCCUGGGGCGAACAUUGUCAGUGGCAUGUGGAUCUUCAGGGUGAAGCGGCCGCCGCGUUCUCCGCCUGUCUUCAAGGCGCGUUACAUGACCACUCUUCGGGUACUGCUACACAUUGCUGCUGACCGUGACUACGAGCUCCACUCUCUCGACUUCAGCAUAGCUUUCUUGCAGGGUAGCCUGCACGAGGAGAUCUGGCUGCGCCGCCCACCUGGCUUCACUGGGUCUUUCCCUCCUGGUACCCAGUGGAGUCUCCGGCGUCCAUUCUAUGGUCUCCGCCAGGCGCCACGUGAGUGGCACGACACACUAAGGACUACGCUUGCGGCUCUUGGGUUUGCUCCUUCUACUGCCGACCCGUCGUUGUUUCUGCGCACCGACACCUCUCUGCCGCCGUUCUACAUCCUCGUGUACGUCGACGACUUGGUCUUUGCCACAGCUGACACUGCUCGACUCGCGUGCGUGAAGUCCGAGCUGCAAAAGCAACACACGUGCACAGACCUGGGUGAACUCCGCAGGUACCUUGGCUUGCAGAUCACCCGGGACAAAGCACGCCGCACUUUUACCCUAACUCAGUCACACAUGGUGCAGCAGGUCCUUCAGCGCUUCGGCUUCACGUACUCCUCGCCUCAGGCCACUCCUCUGCCUACUCGCCACUCACUCUCAGCUCUGCCUUCGGAUGAGUCCGUAGAGUCGAGUGGCCCGUAUCCAGAGCUUGUUGGCUGCCUCAUGUACCUGAUGACCUGCACACGACCUGACCUUGCAUACCCUCUUAGCAUUCUCGCACGCUAUGUUGCUCCUGGGAGACACCGACCAGAGCACAUGGCUGCAGCAAAGAGGGUGUUGCGCUACUUGUGCAGUACGUCGGGCAUGGGGCUAGUGCUUGGAGGGCGCAGUCCAGUGGUCCUCACUGGGCACGCAGACGCUUCUUGGGCUGACGACCAGGCUACGCAGCGGUCGUCACAGGGUUACAUCUUCAGUCUUGGUUCCGGCUCUGUUUCGUGGCGAGCUACCCGCUCGUCUUCUGUUCUUGGCUCCAGUUGUGAGGCUGAGAUCUACGCGGGGGCUAUGGCUGCCCAGGAGCUUCGCUGGCUCACCUACCUGCUGACCGACCUUGGAGGGCCGCCUCGUUCUCCUCCAGUCCUGUACGUAGACAACUAG